AUGACCAACUCCUGUUGUUCCCCUUGCUGCCAGCCUUCCUGCUGCAGGACCACCUGCUGCAGAACCACCUGCUGGAGACCAAGCUGUGUGAGCAGCUGCUGCCAGCCCUGUUGCCAGCCCAGCUGCUGUGGCUCCAGCUGUUGCCAGCCUUGCUGCCAGCCCAGCUGCUGUAGGACCUGCUUCCAGCCAAGCUGUGUGAGCAGCUGCUGCAGCACACCCUGCUGCCAGCCCUGCUGCUGUGUGUCCAGCUGCUGCCAGCCCAGCUGCUGCCAGCCCAGUUGCUGUGAGCCCAGCUGCUGUCAGCCCAGGUGCUGUAUUUCCAGCUGCUGCCAGCCCUGCUGCCAGCCCAGCUGCUGCAAGCCCAGCUGCUGUCUCAAGCCCUGCUGCCAGCCCUGCUGCCCUGAGCUGUGCUGCCAGCCAGCUUGCUCUGGACCUGUGACCGUCACCAGGACUUGCUACCAGCCCACAUGUGUCUGUGUGCCUGGCUGUCUGUCCCAGGGCUGUGGGUCUAGCUGCUGUGAGCCCUGUAGCUGCUGA
Messenger RNA from Microtus oregoni (creeping vole), 537 nucleotides. RefSeq names its product keratin-associated protein 4-12-like. Gene Ontology annotation, cellular component: keratin filament. The transcript has a single exon. Bases 1 to 537 code for a protein of 178 amino acids. The record is from RefSeq and is a predicted model, not a curated record. Lineage: Eukaryota; Metazoa; Chordata; Mammalia; Rodentia; Cricetidae.